Molecule: messenger RNA, 3529 nt
Organism: Silurus meridionalis
Lineage: Eukaryota; Metazoa; Chordata; Actinopteri; Siluriformes; Siluridae
Gene: colq
Product: collagen-like tail subunit (single strand of homotrimer) of asymmetric acetylcholinesterase
Exons: 17
Coding region: 396-1760 (454 amino acids)
Molecular function (GO): heparin binding
Source: RefSeq, a predicted model, not a curated record
UGCACAUAUUCGACCCAAUGUCAGCGCAGAAUAUAUCUUUAUUUUAGAUUUUAUGUGUGGCAGGGGAAAACAAAGCGCGUGCCAGUAGUAAUAAGUUAACAUUGGCUACAAAGGGCAGCUGACCACUAUAUAUUUAGCACAGGGCCAAUGCAAAGGAGCAAUAUUAACCAUGGCAUUGGUUGGCAUUCCCUUUUCCCAAAGGCUUGUGGUUAGUCAAGAAGGCAGGGACAAGAAGGCUGUGUGUGUGUGUGUGUGUGUGUGUGUGUGUGUGUGUGUGUGUGUGUGUGUGUGUGAGUGUGUGAGUGAGCGAGAUAGAGGGGGGAGUGUAGUGGUGUAAAGCCUCAGUUCAGUAGCCAGUGCCGUUGGAGGUACAGAGCUCUCUGCAGUCAAUCAGCAUGUUUCUUUUUACACUCGGACUGUAUUUACCUCUCCUCCUUCACUAUGCUUCAUCACACUCCCUUAUGGACAACAUCUUCUCCUUUCCAGCAGAUCUGGAAGCACUGGAACCCAGGAAGAAAUUUAACCCGUGCUGUUUACUGACUCCGCCUCCUCCGCCGUUAUUCCCCCCACCCCUGUCGCUGUGGCACAAGCCUCGGAGUGAUCCUGGCAAUGUAUGGAGAGAUGGGAAGACAGAGGACAAGAAGUCAACAGGCAAGGUCUGCCAGGUUGGAGCACCCGGACCAGCCGGACCAGCAGGACCUCAGGGUCCUCCUGGAUUACCAGGAUCAAAGGGACCAAAAGGAGAAAAGGGAGAAAUUGGGAGACCCGGACAAAGGGGGCGCACUGGCUCCCCAGGCCUGCCAGGGCGACAGGGACCAAAUGGAUGGCCAGGACCGAGUGGGCCCAAGGGGGAGAAAGGUGACUCUGGACUGAUGGGCUUGCCUGGAGCACGGGGACCUAUAGGACCCAAGGGAUUGUCUGGAUACAAAGGAGAAAAGGGCUCACGAGGUGACCGGGGUGAAGCUGGCCCAAAGGGUCAGAAGGGCACAAUGGGUCUGACAGGAAUGCUUGGCCAGAAGGGUGAAAUGGGCCCAAAAGGAGAAGCUGGAAUCCCAGGAAGCAGAGGACCCACUGGGCAGCCAGGAAAAAGAGGCAAACAAGGUUCAAAAGGAGACACUGGACUCACAGGACCUAUGGGACCAGCAGGUCCUCAAGGACCACCUGGUCAUCCAGGUCCACCUGGUCUGCCUGCUUCAGGGCUGUAUGUGGUGGGGCCAAAGGGGGAGAAAGGGCAGCCAGGCAACCCAGGCCACUGUGGCUGUAACUCUCUUGUGAAUAUGAACAACCCUUCUAGCUCAUUUAACCAUCACUCCAGGAGCAGCUAUCUCAGAGUGCCUGCAAUUUUUGUGGUGAAUAAUGAAGAAGAACUGGACCGUCUCCACACUGAUAAUGCAUUGGCUUUUCGUAAAGACCAGAGGACUCUAUAUUUCAAAGACACUGAUGGAUGGUUGCCAGUUCAGCUAACACCAUUUCAGUCAACCGAGCAUGCGCCAGAUCAGGAUGGUUUCUGCGGGGAUGGAAUAGUGCAGGUAGUGAAUGCAGAGGAGUGUGAUGAUGGAAACAAGGUGGUCACAGACGGCUGUGUCAAGUGCAGACAUGCAUACUGCGGUGAUGGCUAUCGAUACGAUGGAGCCGAGGAGUGCGAUGGGAAAGACUUUGGAUAUCAAACCUGCAACUCUUAUCUGCCUGGAUCUUAUGGAAAUCUUAAAUGCACCGUUGACUGUUUUAUCGACUCCACAAGCUGCAAGUAUUUUACAUGAGGAGUCAAGAAACCACACAGAGCCCCCAUGCUGUCUUGUGAACGUAGCAGGGAACAAUACUGAAGGCACUGCAAACUAACAGAUGAAGAAAAUACAGUUGAUUUGGGGGCAGGGGGAUUUAAACAUGCAUAUUAUACUAGUUUCUUGCAGUGCUGCUAAGAAGAAGUUCACUGGAAAAAAAAGAACACUCUGCUCAGUCAUGGCAAACGCACAGGACCCAUUGCUCUCUGUCUUAAGGACUCAACUAGGAUGCUGUUCUCUGUUCUGUUCAGCUUUUCUCUGCGGUGCUGGACACCUGCUUGACAUUCUGCUUAGAUUGUUUGCUAUAAAUUUGCUGUCAUGAAACGGCAAGCCUGGACUAGACUCAAUACCUCAAUGUACAACUUUUCCACAAGGAGGCCAUUUUCUGGUGGCCCACCGCUUCAUCUCUUUCCCAGGGUGCUGUGUUGUAUUUGGACUGUAAUGUGAACCAAUUUUUGCAUGAAGCCUGUGCUGGUUGAAAUAUAGAGAAACAGGCUACUAUGGCAUUUAUCUAAAGUCAAAACCGUCUCUACUCAUUAAAGCUAUAUACAUAGAACAUUUGGCUUUGACAAAAUCAGGAAAAAAGGCUUUAAGCCGGGUGCCUCAGUAAAAGAUUAGGGGAAACCAGCAGGCUGUGUUUUAGAGCUUACUCUAUGAUACUAAUGCUUAGUGGAUUUCUUCCACAAUGCUAAGACGAACACAGGGCUGUAAAAACAUCAGGCAAGCUGCAAGGUCAGAAACACAUGGUCCCAAAAAUCAAUAGAAGGAAUUAGCUGCAGUUCAUAAUGUUCCCAAUGUGGAGGUGCUCUGACUACAGCCUUGUUAAGGUCAGGGUUAGAUUUUAGCUGGACAUCAUCAUUCUUACCUCAGGAACUCUCUGAGUCAUCACAUCAUUAGAGCUGGCCCACCUGCAUCCCCAGGUGGAAUAACACUUACAUAUUCCAGUAUUCUUAAGCUGCAUCUAAUUGCCAGUGUCACUUGUCUUGUGUAUUGCUGUAAAUGCUUCAAGAUUUGAUGAAGAAAAAAAAAUCUGAUCCUUUGGGAUCUUGACUCUAAGCUUAUUUAAGAUUUAAGGUGGUAACUAAAUUACAUAUAAUGGCUGUGGAACUGUUAGGAAAGAUUUCUAUACUGUCAGUUAGCUUUGGCAGGGGAAGUCUAUCGCUGCUAUCUAGUAGGCUAAAGACUGUUGGAGUUAACCUGAAAAAAUAAAAAUAAAAAACAGUUACUGGCCAGUUUUGUCAUUCUAAGUAUGGAUAUGUAGCAUGAAUCUUCUGGUCAAAAAAUACAUAUAUCAUGUUCUUGUACACCUCUUUUGUGUAUAGUCUAUUCUAAACUCCUGUGUAUGUGUUAUUUUUAUAUACUAAAUAAAGCAUUUGAUAUUUCUCCAUACUAAAUGAUGAACUUGCAUCAAUUAUUACUCUAUAAUCUCACCAAAAAGGUCAAGAUUGCUAUAUUACAGUUGAUUGCAGUAUGUUAUUUCCAGGAAAAGUGUGCAUUUUAUGUCUGACGUCUGAUGUUUUUGCUAAGGUAUGUAAAGUGCAUUGGGUAUCCCAUGGACUGUUAUCUCCUCUUUUCAAUUUAAGCAAAUGUUUAGAUGUAUGUUAUAAUGUAUAUUGCACUAUAUACAAAAUGGCUCAGUAAGCAUCCACUGGUGCUGUUGCAUGUUGAGAUAAUGAUUAAUAUUUUGUCCUACUGUAAUGUGUAUUAUUAUGAAAUUGUUGUUUGAUACAGCCAAUAAAAUAAAGUUU